GUGAUCAAGAAAUGUAGACAAAUGCCCAUUAAAGUCUGCCUCUCAUUUUCCUUCAUUAACUCAUUCCCCCAAAACAACACAUUUUUAUCAAAUUCUCUUAACUUUUUUUCCUUAACAUAAUUCCUUUUUACCACCCAAAACCUCCAAAUUCGAGAAAACAGUGGUUAAUGUGCCAUUGGUGUUUUUGGUAUAAAGCUCUUCUUACAAGAAAGAUCACCAAUGAUAGGUUUAGAGAGUACGUCCAAGAACUCUGCGACUAACACAGUUAGUCAAGAGAGCAAGAGAGAGACCAAACCGGUUAGAGAUUCUGGUAAGCAUCCGGUUUACAGAGGUGUCCGAAAGAGGAGCUGGGGAAAAUGGGUGUCAGAGAUAAGAGAGCCGAGGAAGAAAUCUCGUAUAUGGCUCGGAACGUUUCCUUCACCAGAGAUGGCGGCGCGUGCACACGAUGUAGCUGCUUUGAGCAUCAAAGGAACCUCCGCUACACUCAACUUCCCUGACCUCGUGGACUCUUUCCCAAGGCCAAGCUCCCUCAGCCCUCGAGACAUCCAAGCCGCAGCUCUCAAAGCUGCACACAUGGAGAUCAUCACGACAACCUCACAAUCUUCUCCUUCUUCGUCUCUAGCGUCUUCUUCUUCGCUUGAGUCUCUUGUGUCUUCCUCGGGUACUGGCUCGGAGGAGCUAGAGGAGAUUGUUGAGCUGCCGAGUUUAGGGUCCAACUAUGAUGGUACGACUCAGCUAAGUAGCGAGUUCAUUUUCUUUGACUCUACAGACUUUUGGGUUCAUCCACCACAUCAGUUGUCAGAAGUUGAUUAUGAGAUGAUUCCCGGGUCAUUAUCACAGGAUUGGGAUCUUCCAGGACUGUUUAAUUAUUGAGUUAUAAUCAGAUAAAAAAUACUCUACAUAUGGCUUACUAGUAAUGAUGUUUUAACUUUGUUUUAGUGAACACUUUAUUUUGUGGUGGAUUGAGUUAGGAUUAUUUGUCUCUGCUCAUCUUUUCUCAAUGCGUGUUUGUGUGUGUGUGAGCUCCAUAUAUGAAUACUUGUACAUAAUUUCGUUUUUUUCAGUGUGGAAAAUUAUGAAAAAUAAAUAAUAUUGAACUAGUAGCCAA
Raphanus sativus (radish) is the source of this 1108-nucleotide messenger RNA. Its product is annotated as ethylene-responsive transcription factor TINY-like. The transcript has a single exon. Gene Ontology annotation, molecular function: DNA-binding transcription factor activity; DNA binding. Gene Ontology annotation, biological process: regulation of DNA-templated transcription. Lineage: Eukaryota; Viridiplantae; Streptophyta; Magnoliopsida; Brassicales; Brassicaceae. The record is from RefSeq and is a predicted model, not a curated record. The coding region runs from base 220 to 873 and encodes 217 amino acids.